Molecule: messenger RNA, 1114 nt
Organism: Capsaspora owczarzaki ATCC 30864
Lineage: Eukaryota; Filasterea; Ministeriida; Capsasporidae
Exons: 8
Coding region: 27-1046 (339 amino acids)
Molecular function (GO): protein binding
Source: RefSeq, a predicted model, not a curated record
GUCCCAUCCAUCCGCAUUUUCAACGCAUGCAGUUCAAAGUGUCCUUUGGCGAUGACUGUCGCCGCAUCGUUUUGCCGGCUGGAUCGCAGCUCGCCCAGCUCAAAGCCAAGAUCCGGGAGGUGUACGCAGCCGACGAGACUGGACAGGUCGACAUGGCGGUUUUGGCGCAAUCGCCUUUGGGCGAAACAAUGCUGCUCAAGUACCGCGAUACCGACGGCGACUUGGUCACAAUGGCCCGCGAGGAAGAGUUUAAGAUUGCAGUGGACCUGUUCCGUGAUUCGACGCUUCGUGUUGAAAUUCCCAUCCCGAGUGGCGCGUCACCGCGUCAUGCUGCAAUGCCAGCGCAAGACUUGUCAAAGCCACAGCAGGCUGCGCAGCAAAAGAAGGUGUCAUUCCGGCCUGGUCCGGCGUCAGUUGUGACCUUUGAGACCCCUCCGCGCACGGGCCAUCUAUCAGAGGAGAGCUCUGGCAAUCGUGUGGCGCGGACCAUGGCCUCGAGCGCGCAAGAACUUCAAGGACUCUCUCCGCAAAGUGUUGAACGCAGCAGGAGUGUGUUUGGAGACGAGCUGCCCGAGGCCGAGAUUGUGCAAAUUCUGCGCGACAUUAGUUUCUUUAUCACUGCACGAGUUGACGGCAAUAUGAGCCCCAUGGUUUCCGACAGGAAUCGCAAGAGUCUGAUCACUCCGCGAGGGAUUGCAGAGGGAGCAGGUGCUCCAGGAUCGCCGGGUCGCGGAGUUGUGGGUGCGCCAAGAGUACCUUCCAUCCUUGACUUGAGUACCAUUCAUCAGUGGACUGCCGAGGAUGUCGCUCAAUGGAUGGGCGCCAACGGAUUUGCUGAGUACAUUCCCUUGUUCCAAGAAAACGACAUUGACGGAGAAGCUCUGCUAGCACUUGAUCACGAGACCCUUGGGUCCAUGUCCAUCACAAGUGCAGGACGCCGACUAAGGAUUCUGCGGGCCAUCGCAACGCUGAGCUUGUUUGCGCUUGAUUCUUCGUCGGCACCGCCAGCGGCACCCGCGGCAGAUAGUGAGCUGCAUACUCCUUAAAGCGCAGCGCGAUGCAGCGACUGGUUGAAAUCAAAAUUACAAUAUACAGAACAACUUAUACAGGCACA